Messenger RNA from Aspergillus sclerotioniger CBS 115572, 1098 nucleotides. Its product is annotated as protein N-lysine methyltransferase family protein. Bases 1 to 1098 code for a protein of 365 amino acids. The transcript is spliced from 2 exons. NCBI's taxonomy places the organism in Eukaryota, Fungi, Ascomycota, Eurotiomycetes, Eurotiales, Aspergillaceae. The record is from RefSeq and is a predicted model, not a curated record.
AUGGUCUACUACAUUCGUUUUCUCAAGACCCCCAGGUUCCAGAAGCAGAAACCCGGGUCGAUAUCCGUCUCCGCUCUGAUCUGCAUUACCACCGACCUGGGGGACGCAUUUCUUGCACAGGAUGUGGAUUUACUCAUAACGCUGGGCCUCAAUGACUCUGAUAAAAUCCUAUACCAAGAGCCACUAAGCUGGAAGGCUGGCAAGCGCGAACUUCCGAUACUGCUUGGGCCCUUCUCUGCCAAUAUCUUUCAGCAAACGAUCGUCCUAGGCGUUGCUGCCACAGAUUCGCAGAAGCGGCGGUCACCCUCACCAGACCGUUUGCUGGGCAAUUCCAGUCUUCCUUUAGUCAUGUCUGCCUGGAGCGCACCAUUUGGCGGGUCAUCAUCCUCGGUCGCCGAGAAGCUUGUUGAGAGACGCUUUGGACCCAAGGAUCGCCUAGGCCUGAGGAUCUGGGAGGAGACUGGGAACAGUAUCGCCCGGCAUAUCUGGGAUGCAGCGGUGGCUUCAGUCAUAUACCUUGAGCAGAUAGUUACGGGAGACCCUGCGGUAUCUGCACCAUUGUUGCAAGAGCUUCUACGAGGCGAGCGCAGCUCUCCUCUCCAUGUCCUUGAACUAGGAUCAGGAUGUGGCAUUGUUGGAAUUGCCCUUGCAGAGCUUCUCCCUCAGUGUUCUGUGGUACUCACUGACUUGCCCGAGGUGGAGGAGAUCGUAACGCAGAACAUAGCGGUCGCGAGACCGGCUAAUUCCUCUGAACUCGAAUUUUGCACACUUGACUGGGACGAUGAGCUCCCAGCAGACCUAUGUGGAAGCUCGAUAGACCUGGUUCUCGUCUCAGAUUGUACUUACAAUGCAGACAGCUUACCGGCCCUGGUUUCAGUACUAAGCCGCUUAGUGCAAAUGUCGCCAUAUGCUAUCAUUCUGGUGGCAUUGAAGAGACGCCAUGAGAGCGAGUCUGUUUUCUUUGACCUGAUGCAGUCUGCCGGGCUCCACAACCUGCACCUGGACCAAAAACAGCUUCCAUCACAGCAUGAUCAGUUCGACCAGAUCGAACUGCGUUGUUAUGGACGAAAGGAAAGAAGUGUGCAACCAGAUCAAUAG